Messenger RNA from Gongylonema pulchrum, 386 nucleotides. NCBI's taxonomy places the organism in Eukaryota, Metazoa, Nematoda, Chromadorea, Rhabditida, Gongylonematidae. The record is from the annotation of a GenBank genome assembly.
UUGCAAAAAACGGAUAAGUGUGCGGAUAACAAUGCGGAUAAGUGUUCACCCUAUUUUAUUUCAGUUGAAAAUGCUAUAUUUUUAGGUCAAUCAUAUUCACUGUCAUCAGAUAAGCCAUUUACAAGCAUUUCAACAUCUCUUUCAAACAGUUUGCUAAUUACUGGAUCGUUCGAUUCAACUGUGAGAUUGUGGGAUCCACGAAGUCACGAAGGAUCAUUGGUGAAGCAAUCGUUUACUGGGCACCAUGAUAAAGUUUCGUCCGUCUGUUGGAACAAGACAAACGAAAAUUUAUUCAUUUCAGCCAGUUACGACAAAAUAGUUAAAAUGUGGGAUAUCAGUGGCGGCGUGGACUGCUCAGUGAAGCUGUAUAAACGAAAUCCUUGAAA